Ophidiomyces ophidiicola is the source of this 1179-nucleotide messenger RNA. RefSeq lists its product as uncharacterized. Gene Ontology annotation, molecular function: S-methyl-5-thioribose-1-phosphate isomerase activity. The transcript has 2 exons. The coding region runs from base 1 to 1179 and encodes 392 amino acids. NCBI's taxonomy places the organism in Eukaryota, Fungi, Ascomycota, Eurotiomycetes, Onygenales, Onygenaceae. The record is from RefSeq and is a predicted model, not a curated record.
AUGGUGAAUGCAGGGUGUCCGCCUCCCAGCCCUGGGUACCCAUACUCAGAUUUACUCGACUUAUCACUAGUCCCAACGACUCCGCCCCGUUGCCAUUCACGAGUGACAGAAAGGUGGCAUGAAGGCGAGCAUAAAACGUUACUCCAAUAUAUCAGGCAAUUGAGAGAUAAUCAUAGAAGUGGCGCAAGAGAGCUUGCAACAGAUGCAGUGGAAUGCCUUGCACUGGUGUGUAAUAUGAUCAAUGUGGGGUUAGCACAAGAAAAGGACAAAGACGAAGAUUAUAAGUAUCGGGUGUGGUGGACCGCAGUUCGUAGGACUGGUUGGAUUAUUUCUACGUAUGCGAGGCCUAGUAUGAGCGCUGCGAUCAACGAGGCGGUGUUGAAGGUAAAGACAGAGCUAGGGAACUACGUAUGCAGUAGAAGGGAUAGAAGUGAUCCUGGAAUGGGAGCUUACUUGCAACAAUUCAUUCGUCAUAAGUUUCUUCCCAGCAGCCCCGAAUCUACACCACGUACUGUUACGAUUUUGACCCUAAGCCUGAGUUCUACUAUCCGACAUGCCCUGCUAGCUUUGUUGCAGCUAGAGAAUUUCCAUGGUACCGGUGAUAACAGCAACCCGCUCAUGGUACGGCUGCGCAUCAUGGAGUCUCGUCCGUUAUGCGAAGGGGCGGACUUAGCGAAAAUACUGGCCGAUCAGGCAAUGAGCAAGGCAUUCAAUAAUUUGGAAAUCGAGAUCGCCUCUGAUGCAAGCGUUGCAAUUCUGGCAAGAGAGGCUGAUAUAAUUCUCCUGGGGGCCGACAGAAUUUCUGCGUGUGGGGAUGUCAGCAAUAAGACUGGCAGUUUCCCAGCGGUCGUUUGCGCGAAACAUAUCGCAAACAGUGCUGUCGCCAUUGUGAUAUCGGAAACUGAGAAAGUGGACAAGCCGGAUCAUGGGGCCGGGCCCACAGAAGAGGACAACAGCCCGGCAGAGUUAAUGCGUGCCUGGAGUGCCGACGUACAGCAAAGUGCAUCGCUGGAGAUGUGGAAACGGAUCGUCCGGGUCAGGAAUGUGUACUUUGAAUGGGUGCCUGCGAGUUACAUUGAUUUCUAUAUCUGUGAAACAGGGAUUCUUAGCGUGGAUGAUAUUCAAAAACAAUCACAGUGGGUGGUGCGUGCAGAACAACGAAUAUUUGGCGAUCGUUGA